This is a messenger RNA of Haliotis rufescens (red abalone), 3052 nucleotides long. RefSeq lists its product as uncharacterized. Lineage: Eukaryota; Metazoa; Mollusca; Gastropoda; Lepetellida; Haliotidae. Gene Ontology annotation, biological process: neuropeptide signaling pathway. Gene Ontology annotation, cellular component: membrane. Gene Ontology annotation, molecular function: G protein-coupled peptide receptor activity. The coding region runs from base 61 to 2823 and encodes 920 amino acids. The transcript is spliced from 4 exons. The record is from RefSeq and is a predicted model, not a curated record.
AGUCUUCUUGGGUUAUUGCAGUAGUGUUCCUACAUCACAGAUACACGAAUUACGGGAAAGAUGACGCAUUCAAGUUCAACGCCAAUGUCCAGCCUGAAUUCCAGUCACCUUCAAUACGACCUCGACCUUUAUCUUCGUGAUCAUGACAACAAGUACACCCUAAGAGCAUUGCCUGUCAUCCUGUUUCUUUCCAUUCUGAUGUUGGUUGGCUUCGUUGGAAACUCUCUCGUCUGCUACGUGUAUCUUGUGAAAUUUAAGCAAAGCGCUCUUCGAUGCUAUAUCCUGGCACUUGCAACGUUUGACCUUGUAAUUUGUGUCAUUUGCAUCCCCACUGAGAUAGCAGACAUAAGGUACAACUACACAUUUGGACAGUCUAAAUUGUGUUUGAUACUGCGGUUCCUUGAAACAUUCUCAGCAUUUGCGUCAGCCACCAUACUGGUGGCUGUCGCAGUUGACAGGUAUAGAAAGAUAUGCCGCUUAUUUCACAAACAGACGACACUACUGGCGGCCAAAGUCACAAUUGCUCUCUGUUCGCUCACAACAUUCACACUAUCAUUACCGACUUUAGGUUUCUAUGGUUCAAGAACUGUGAUGACAGGUGACAUUCAUAUAAAUGGUUCCGGUUGCACUAUAUCAGACGACUACAUCAGGACGCCCUACCCUCUCAUCUACAAUGGAGUCCAGUUCUUCAUCUUCUUUUCCUCAACACUCAGUCUCUCUGUACUCUAUGGUUUAAUAUGGCGGCGGGUUGCCAUGCAACACAGGCGUCUGAAAGCGAGCAAACAAUGCAACGUAAACAUGGAACUUGAAAGCAAACCAGGAAUAAUAACAUCAAAUAAGAUCACUCAGACAUCAAACCUCUCCUCAAUAGGCGAAUUGGACAUGCCAUCUUGCAAGAAGAAUAAUUCAAACAGUGUUGAAAAUGAUCUAACCAUUGAAAGGAAGAUGCAACACAAAGCCACACCAACACCAAUCGCAAAGAGAUCGGGGGAUGAUCAUAGCCCGUCAGCCAAAGGUGAACCAAACAUGUCUUCAGAUAAAGUCGAUUCAGGCAAUUCCGAAAGGACAUCUGAAAUGCCAACAUUGGAAUCAUUUAAGAACGACAGUAAAUGCCCACUUGAAGCCACAUCAACUCUCGGAUCAAAGUCAAACAGAAGACUCUCCACGUUUGGGAGAAGAAAAUCCUUCUCUACCUGCACAUCGUCACAUUGUGACAAAGGAUCCCAGAAGACAACAAGGAUGCUGUUUCUCAUCACUCUGGUAUUUGUGCUGAGCUUUCUUCCUCAUCUGGGUCUGAUGGUAACUAGAGCAGUGAACAAGAACGUGUUUGAGGACCUUCACGGAGUUGGAUUCGUUGCCUACAACGUGUUCCUGAGGUCGUAUUUCAUCAACUCUGUCUCCAAUCCUAUCCUCUACAGCUUCUGUAAUGUUCGAUUCCGGCAGGAACUGACUCAGCUUUGGGGAAGCCGUGACCUUGACCUUUACAUUUGUCGUCUUGACCACGAUCGUUACCAGAAGGACAGACCUUCGUCUAAGGAUUCUCUUGAAAGGAUGGACAACGUAAGUUUCCAUGAAGACCAUGACCUUCACCUUCAUCGCCAUGACAACGAGUUCGCCCUGCAGGUCCUAGCCGCCAUCUUGUUCCUUGUCGUUUUGAUGUUGACUGGGUUGCUUGGCAACACACUUGUCGUCUACGUGUACACUCUCAAGUUUAAACAUAGCACCACCCGUUGCUAUAUCUUGGCCCUGGCAAUAUUCGACCUUGUUAGUUGUGCCAUCAGUAUUCCAGUAGAGAUAGCGGACAUGCGUUUCAAUUACACGUUUGGACAAUAUGGAGUUUGUAAAAUAAUGCGAGUGUUCGUAACGUUCUCAUCCAUGUCGUCAGGAGCGGUGCUCGUUGCUGUAGCGGUGGACAGAUACAAGAAAAUAUGUCGGCCAUUUCGAGGACAGACAACACCGUUUGUAGCUAAAGUCGCAAUAACCAUUUGCUCGCUCUCAUCUUUUCUGUUGUCCUUGCCGGCUGCCAUUCUUUAUGGUUCAAGAACUGUGACUACAGACGAUGUUCGCAUUAACGGUUCAGACUGCUCUACGGCGGACGAAUACAUCAAGACACCCUAUCCUCUGAUCUACAACGGAGUCCAGUUUUUCGUAUUCAUUUCCUCAACUCUGAGUCUUAUUGUGCUUUACAGUUUAAUAUGGCGGCAGGUGGCCAGGCAACGGUCUUUCAGGAGAAGCGUUAGGGCUGAGCAAAACCAUGGAAGAACAUUGAGAAUAGUGGUAACGCAUGGGGACCAACCAUCAGAGACGAAUAACACAUCUGAUGAUUUUCUAAGCUCAUCAACCGAAGGAGAUGCGAACAAGGCAGCAAAUGAUGAAAGCAGUUCUCGAAACAUUAUUACCGCUGUAGAACUUACAAUCAAUCCUCAUAAAGAAGAGGGUUGUGGACGUUCAAGUGUUACGACACCCAACUCAAACAAACUGUCUGUUGGGUCUCAGUCCAAAAUACGACACAACAGAACACAGCCUUCUUCCGUCAGCACAUCGUCACAGCGUCCAAGAGGUCAGAAGACGACCUUCAUGCUGUUCCUUAUCACCCUGGUGUUUGUGCUGAGUUUCCUCCCGCAUCUUGGUCUGAUGGCAACCAGGGCUGUCAACAAACACGUGUUUGACCACCUUCAAGGAGCUGCGAUGACUGCUUACAAUCUGUUCCUGAGGUCGUAUUUUAUAAACAGUGCCUCUAAUCCCAUCAUCUACAGCUUCUGUAAUGAACAUUUCCGUCGGGAACUGAACCACCUUUGGAGCAAACUGAAGUGCCGAGCUUAAGAUAAGUUUUAUUAUGAAUGUUUAUUAACGCUUGUAUAAAAUUUGCCUUGGAGAUAAUGUAACGAGAUGUGUUGCCAUACAUCUAACUGACUUAAUAUGAUUGGAUGUUUGUUGUUUUACGCCGCACUCAGCAAUAUUCCAGUUAUGGCGGUCUGUAAAUAAUCGAGUCUGGACCAGACAUGCCAGUGAUUGACAUCAUGAACAUCGAUCUCCGCAACUGGGAUAUGAU